GGGGAUGAGGGAUCGAUGGAGGAGCAGGAGGAAGAGGAGGAGGGGGAAGAGGAGAGCUGGGAGAAGGCGCUCUCUGUGGAGCGGUUUGGAGACAUCAUUAGUGAUUCGGCCUCCACGAGUGGAGCGAGGAUGGGCCGACACUACAGUGAGAAGGACUUUGAGUAUCAUAGACACACAUUUCACCACACACACCACCCCUUGUCCACCCAUCUGCCCCCGCCACAGCGCCUACGCAAGAGGGUGCACAGCAUGGACCGUCAGCGGAGGAAGAAACGGAAGAAAAAAAAGACUUCCGUACCCCCUUCCGAAGUGACACCCACCAUCCAUGAGGUAGACGAGGAAGAGGCGGAGUCUGAGACAGAGGGACAGGGCGUGGCGGCCACACCCACAGGGUUGAUCAGCGACCAACCACAGUUUAGUUUGGGGAGCCAAGAGGACUCGGGGGAAGCCCUUCCUGUCACCACCUUCUGCAUGGAAAAUGAGGUACAUUCAAGAUCAGAGAGAGACACCCCCACUCUGAUGAUGGUGGAGGGGACGGAGGUUGUGAGAAGUGCUGUCCUUGGUAGCGAAGAGGAGGAUGGAGAGGUCGAUGCAAGAAACAGUGAACACAGCCAAGGCCUGGUGGACGCCGGCUGUGGAGACCCAUGGCUGAUGCUGUGUUAUGAAGCCCUCUGUUGGUUUGGAGAGGGCAAUGCAGCCAAAGAGUUUUCUUUACCCGUCCGCAGUGUGCUUCAGGGAUCAGACCCGUCAAGUGUGACCACUACCUGCGGCUGGUUCCGGAGGAAGCCUGUCCACCAUCGGCUAGCAGGGGCGCAGCGAAGCAGCUACGACCUGCGAGAGCGGAUCUGUAUCGGCAGCAUGACGGCCCUGGAGACGGCUGUCUACCAGCAGGUGCCAACGGAUGAGGCCGAGGCCCAGAUGCUGGCUAGCGCUGACCUGGAUGACAUGAAAAGUCACAGAUUUGAGGACAACCCCGGGGUGAGGCGCCACCUGGUGAAGAAGUCAUCCCGAUGCCAGUUGUCACGGACGAGCAACAGCUCCACACCGCUGUCCAGCCUGAAGAAGAAGAAGAGGGCAGCAGAUAAGAAAACUCAUGAGGUGUUUGUGGAGCUGAAUGAACUGAUUGUAGAGAAGGACCAUGAGAUGCGUUGGAAGGAGCGUGCCCGUUGGAUCAAAUUUGAGGAGGAUGUGGAGGAGGAGACAGAUCGCUGGGGAAAACCACAUGUGGCCUCGCUGUCCUUCCGCAGCUUGCUUGAGCUUCGUCGCACCAUCACACACGGUGCCAUCCUGCUGGACCUGGAGCAAAAUUCACUGCCUGGCAUCGCCCAUCUAGUGGUGGAAACUAUGAUCAUCUCUGACCAGAUCAGAGCUGAGGACCGACCCAGUGUACUCCGUGCUCUGCUGCUCAAACAUAGCCAUCCGAGUGACCUCAAACAUCGUUUCCACCGCCAUCACUCCUCCGCCAGUCUCCAUGGCAGCUACAACCACAACCAUGUCCAGGACACCAGUCUGCCGGCGGUGGCUGAAGAACACGAGGAGCACCACGAUAACAAAGGACCGGAGUAUGACCCAAAACAAGACGUGUUCGUUAGCUUGUUUAAAUCCCUCCACCCGCUGCCUCCUGAGAGCCAUCCAGCUGCAGCCAGAUCCAUGAAACUCUUGGCCAAGAUUCCCAAAGAUGCUGAAGCCGUCAUCGUAUUAGUUGGAUGUGUUGAGUUUCUGGAGCAGCCGGCCAUGGCCUUUGUCAGGCUGAAUGAGGCAGUGCUGCUGGAGUCAGUGCUGGAGGUCCCCGUGCCCGUUCGCUUCAUUUUUGUCCUGCUGGGACCCACUCAGUCCAACAUGGACUACCACGAGAUUGGACGCUCCUUCUCAACCCUCAUGUCAGACAAGAACUUCCACGAGGUGGCCUAUUUUGCUGACGACAGACAGGAUCUCCUGAAUGGGAUCAACGAGUUCCUGGACUGCAGCAUUGUCAUCCCACCAUCCGAUGUGGAAGGGAAGGACCUGCUGAAGACGGUGGCCGACUUCCAGAAGCAGAUGUUACGCAAGAGGAAGGAAAGAGAACUCAAGAAGCAUCACUCCUUCUCACCUGGAACAGAGCAGGACAAUAAAGAAGUGAGUCCAGAGGAGCAGGAGGAGGGAGACCAGGAGGUGGACCCUUUGAAGCGCUCGGGGAUCCCAUUCGGGGGCCUGAUUCAUGACAUUCGCCGCCGCUACCCGCGCUAUGUCAGUGACAUUAAGGACGCUGUGGACAUGCAGUGUGUCGCUGCGGUCAUCUUUAUCUAUUUUGCAGCACUGUCACCAACCAUAACCUUUGGAGGCCUUCUGGGGGAGAAAACAGAAGGCAUGAUGGGAGUAUCUGAGCUUAUCGUUUCCACAGCCACUCUCGGCGUUAUAUUUUCUCUGCUUGCUGGACAACCUCUUCUGAUUAUAGGCUUCUCUGGCCCAUUGCUGGUGUUUGAGGAAGCCUACUACAAGUUCUGCCAGGCCCAGGGUUUUGAGUAUCUGACUGGCCGGGUGUGGAUUGGUUUUUGGCUUAUCUUCAUCGUCUUGGUUAUCGUGGCAGCAGAGGGCAGCUUCCUGGUUCGUUACAUCUCUCCCUUCACCCAGGAGAUCUUUGCCUUCCUCAUCUCCCUCAUCUUCAUCUAUGAGACCUUCUCCAAGCUCAUCAAGGUCUUCCAUGAACAUCCACUAAUGGCAAGCUACCCCACUGCCCCAUCCACACCAGGAGCCCCACAUCUUAACCAUCUCUUAAGUCAUACAGAUGAAAUCCCAGCUGGCGACGGCCACCUCCACAACCAGCCCAACACUGCUCUGCUGUCUCUGGUCCUCAUGAUGGGAACUUUCUUUGUGGCUUUCUUCCUUAGGAAGUUCAGAAACAGCCGGUUCUUAGGCGGCAAGGCCAGAAGAGUUAUUGGUGACUUUGGCAUCCCAAUCUCAAUAUUAUGCUCAGUAUUGGUGGAUUACUCCAUUCCUGAUACUUACACACAGAAACUCAAUGUGCCGUCGGGUUUUUCUGUCACAUCCCCUGACAAGAGAGGGUGGUUCAUCAGUCCCUUUGGAGACAAGCACCCCUUUCCCACCUGGAUGAUGGGGGCGUCUAUUGUUCCCGCUCUUCUUGUCUUCAUCCUCAUUUUCAUGGAGACCCAGAUCACCUCGCUUAUCGUCAGUAAAAAGGAGCGUCGCCUGGUGAAGGGCUCGGGUUUCCACCUGGACCUGCUACUUAUCGUCACCCUUGGUGCCAUCUGCCCCCUCUUCGGCCUGCCGUGGCUAACUGCUGCCACCGUGCGCUCAGUCACACACGUCAAUGCGCUCACAGUCAUGAGCAAGGCCACAGCACCUGGCGAAAAGCCGGUGAUCCAGGAGGUCAAGGAGCAGAGGGUGACUGGGUUGAUCGUGGCUGUGCUCGUCGGUCUGUCCAUUGUGAUGACGGACAUGCUCCGCCUCAUCCCGUUGGCUGUGCUCUUUGGCAUCUUCCUCUACAUGGGCGUCACCUCUCUGACGGGCAUCCAGCUUUAUGAGCGUAUCACUCUCAUGGUCACACCUGCCAAGCACCACCCUGACCACAUCUAUGUCACCAAGGUAAAGACAUGGCGUAUGAACAUGUUUACUGCCGUCCAGCUGGUGUGUAUCGUGGCUCUGUGGGUAGUGAAGUCUACUGUGGCCUCCCUGGCUUUCCCCUUCAUCCUCAUCAUGACCGUGCCACUACGCCGCCUCAUCCUCUCCAGGAUCUUCGAGGAACGUGAGCUCCAGGCGCUCGAUUGCGACGAGGAUUCUCCCAACUUUGACGAAGACGGUCGAGACGAGUACAACGAGAUUCACAUGCUGGUUUAAAAAUUGGACACAGCCAAAAAGACUUUGUCCUUCAGCGCCAACCAAUCGGAUACAGUGCCCCCCCCCUCUCCGGAAACCCAAGUUUCUCUGUGUA
Lampris incognitus (smalleye Pacific opah) is the source of this 3928-nucleotide messenger RNA. RefSeq names its product solute carrier family 4 member 3 (gene slc4a3). Gene Ontology annotation, cellular component: plasma membrane. Gene Ontology annotation, biological process: regulation of intracellular pH; monoatomic anion transport; bicarbonate transport. The record is from RefSeq and is a predicted model, not a curated record. Bases 16 to 3834 code for a protein of 1272 amino acids. Gene Ontology annotation, molecular function: monoatomic anion transmembrane transporter activity; solute:inorganic anion antiporter activity. The transcript is spliced from 22 exons. NCBI's taxonomy places the organism in Eukaryota, Metazoa, Chordata, Actinopteri, Lampriformes, Lampridae.